This is a messenger RNA of Porites evermanni, 342 nucleotides long. Lineage: Eukaryota; Metazoa; Cnidaria; Anthozoa; Scleractinia; Poritidae. The record is from the annotation of a GenBank genome assembly.
AUGAGAACCCUUGGAAAGGGGCAUACCAGUGCCAAAAAGUUUUGUACGCUAAUAAACAUGCCUCACCCUCCGGCUGCCAAAAACUAUACCAAGAUUUCAAGCGUGAUCACAACUUGCAUGAGGUCAAUGGCAAAGGAUAGUAUGAGCCAGGCAGCCGAGGAGGUAAGAAAUCUAAAGGGACAAAAUGACUGUAAUGAAACUGAAACAGUCGAUUGUGGUAUCUCUUGUGAUGGUACAUGGCAGAAACGAGGCUUUUCACCAAGAAAUGGCUGUGUAACUGCCAUCUGUGUUGAUACAGGGAAAGUGCUUGAUGUUGAGGCUCUCAGCCAGGCAUGUAAGUAG